AAACAGGUCCAGGCUUGCCAGGGAGGGCUGGGCAGGGUGACGCCUGGCCGGUGGCGGAUGUGGGAGGGAGGCCCCGGGGAGGGCUGGUUUCGCAGCCGACUUCCCCUGCCUGCACUUCCGCACGCCCCGGAGGAGCCCGGACCUGCCGGGAGUCGGGGUCUCAGGGAGAGGGGGGGGACAGGCUGCAGAGGGACGGGGCAAACUCCUCUGUGCCAUUCCCAGGGAAGCUGGUGGGUGUCCCCCAUUCCUCCCUUCCAUCCCGGGGCCGCUCUGUCGGAAACCUCUCUCAGAUGGGGAGGCUGUAAGGAUGGAUCCAGCCUCUCCAUUCGCCGCGGAUCUCGUUAGGCUCCAGAGUGAACGUGCUGCCAGCCAAACUCUCCUUUCUCACCAAGGUGAUCCUGGGAAGAUCUUCCCUCUUGCUGAACCCAGGGGCUGAUGCCUCCUCCUUCCCUGCUCUGCUGCCCGAUUCCUGCAUCCAAGUUUGCCAGCAGGUGGUUGAUCUCCGGUGAUCCCUGCUUCCCCCGUCUGCAGGAUCCUUUCCCCGCCGCCAGGAAUGACGGGCUCUGCUGGCCGUUGGCUGCUGGCCCUGCUCGCUGCAGGAGAGGAUUCGCACUGGCGGUCGGUGGCUGAGCAGCGCGCUACCCGCUAUGGCCGGCUGGUUUAGGCGGCUCCUGCACAAGUCCAAGCCCAGCUCGGUGGAGAGCAGCCUCAGCACCAGCCGCUCUGCUUCAUCCUCACCUUCCUCGUCCUCUGUGGAGAGCUCUGGUUCCUCUCCCAGCACGAGCCUGGCCAGGUCUGUCUGUCCGUCACCCGUCUCGGUGUUGGACAUCAGCGCCUCGGGCAGCGCCCGGUGGACCAAGAGCUACGACGUCUGCAUCUGCCACAGCGAGGUGGACCUGGAACUGGUGGAGGAGCUGGUGUCCUACCUGGAGGGGCAACCAGAAAGCUUCCGUUGCUUCCUCCAGCUGCGGGACGCGACGCCGGGGAGCGCGGUGAUGACGGAACUAUGCGAUGCCGUGCAAAACAGCCACUGCUGGGUGAUGCUCAUCACCCCUGGCUUCCUCCAGGACCCGUGGUGCAAGUACCAGAUGCACCAGGCCUUGGCUGAAGCUCCGAUGGCCAAUGGGCGGACCAUCCCGGUGGUGAAGGAUGUCGAUCGGAAGGAUUAUCCCAGGGAGCUGCGCAACCUCUACUACAUCUACAUGGCGCUGAAGGAGAAGAGCUUCAAGCAGAUAAGAGAUACCGUCUUUCGCUAUCUCCAGGAGCUGUGCCGGAGCUCCACCAGUGGAAGUGAGUAGUGCCAGGAGCAGGCGGAGGUUCCCCUGCAGCAUUUUGCUGCUGCCACCACAGGAUCCGGAGACAACCAUGUCCCAGGGGGCCAAAACUGAGCUGCGUGGACCAGCCCUGGUAGCUGAAGACGGGGAGGCCCCUGCAUCUGUGGAGCCUGCCAUGUUCCAGUGAUGCCACCACCGUCCUGGUGGCCAAUUCCCCACCUUGGUGAUGCCACCACCCUCCUUGUGGCCAAACCCCACCUUGGUGACAUCACCGCCAUCCCGGUGGCCAACCCCCACUUUGGUGACGCCACCAUCCUGGUGGCCAAAGCCCCCCCACCUUGGGUAUGCCACCACCCUCCCAGUGGCCAAACACCUCCUUGGGGAUGUCACCACCAUCCCGGUGGCCAACCCCUGCUUUGGUGAUGCCACUAUCCCGGUGGCCACCCCCCCCCUUGGUGAUGCCACCAAACCUUCUCUUGGGGAUGCCACCACCAUCCUGGUGGCCAACCCCCCCCCUUGGGGAUACCACCACCCUCGAGGUGGCCAAACCCCCCCUUGGGGAUGUCACCACCAUCCCGGUGGCCACCCCCCCGCUUGGUGAUGCCACCAAAACUCCCCUUGGUGAUGCCACCACCCUUGUGGUGGCCAAAGCCCCCCUUUGGGGAUGCCACUGCCAUGGUGGUGGCCAAACCCCCCCUUGGAGAUGCCACCACCCUCCCAGUGGCCAAACCCCCCCUUGGUGAUGUCACCACCAUCCCGGUGGACAACCCCCACUUUGGUGAUGCCACCAUCCCGGUGGCCAACCACUCCCUUGGUGAUGGCCACCAAACCCCACCUUGGUGAUGCCACCACCAUCGUGGUGGCAAACCCCCCCCCUCAGUGAUGCUGCCACCAUCCCAGUGGCCAACCCCUCCCCUUGGAGAUGCCACUACCCUCCUGGUGGCCAAACCCCGCCUUGGAGAUGCCACUACCUUCUCGGUGGCCAAACCCCCCCUUGAUGCCACCAUUCUCCUGGUGGCCAACCCCCCCUCAGUGGGGGACAGAGGGACAUCCUCCAGCAGGUUCCCACUGCUCUUCACGCAAACACUAAGCCUCGCCCUCCUCGCGCGGGUUUGUUGGGACUAUGAAAAUGUAAAAGUGGUAAAUUUUGGGGGGUAAUAUAUUUUAUUUUUUUUAA
Molecule: messenger RNA, 2451 nt
Organism: Calidris pugnax (ruff)
Lineage: Eukaryota; Metazoa; Chordata; Aves; Charadriiformes; Scolopacidae
Gene: TIRAP
Product: toll-interleukin 1 receptor (TIR) domain containing adaptor protein
Exons: 5
Coding region: 648-1298 (216 amino acids)
Biological process (GO): signal transduction
Source: RefSeq, a predicted model, not a curated record